Molecule: messenger RNA, 285 nt
Organism: Lactuca saligna
Lineage: Eukaryota; Viridiplantae; Streptophyta; Magnoliopsida; Asterales; Asteraceae
Source: the annotation of a GenBank genome assembly
AUGAUGAUGAUCAAUGGAGCAAGUGGUUCUGGUUCUGGAUCAGAUGAGUCAGCCACCAUUGUUGUUUCUGCCGCAACACCGACUGGAGACAAGGAAAUUCCCUACCGAGAGAUCAAUAACACUAAACCUCCUGAUUUUGAUGUUCUGCGGCUGUGUACUCUUGUUCUUCUCCAACACCUACUGCUCCACUACUUCACUCUCCUUACCACAAGUUUUGUGUUUCUGUUUGUCAUUCAUCAACUGGUUCCGAUCAUUCAUUAUCAAUUUAACUCAACCGGGCUAUGA